Messenger RNA from Danaus chrysippus (African queen), 3480 nucleotides. The record is from the annotation of a GenBank genome assembly. NCBI's taxonomy places the organism in Eukaryota, Metazoa, Arthropoda, Insecta, Lepidoptera, Nymphalidae.
AUGGGUUUGGAUUUUGAUGUCUUUGAAUUCUGCAAAAAAUUGCGUCAGAACAGGCCUCCUCCGUAUCAGUGUCCGCUAGAGAAAUGUGAUAAAGUAUAUAAGAGUUUAUGUGGUUUGCAAUAUCACUUAGUAAACUAUGACCAUGACAAUCCAACGCCGGCGACACCUUCGAUAACAAGCAGUCGCAAGAAAGGCAGGGCUCGGGCUGCUGUGCCAACUGGAGAUAUCGCACUUCAAAGCCCUCCAAAGGAAGCUUUGACUUUUGCUGAAGCACAGAAAGUGGUGCAGUUUGAAGUUGAUGGAAAAAUUAGUAGAAUACCCAUUGACCAGCCAUUGCCUAUAGUAUCAUUGGAGGAGUGGGAGAGAAAAAAUGCAGAAUUAGAAAAGCCAAUGCCAUUUGUAGAGCCACCUUCAGAGCCUCAUGUUAAAUUACCAGAGGCUACAUUCCGUCUAAUACCAGAUUAUAAUGCACGGGUAUGUGAUGCACCACCUCGCCCAAAUGCGUACAUACGUUUCAUAGAGAAGUCAGCUGAGGAAUUGGAUGGUGAAGUGGAAUAUGAUGUCGAUGAAGAAGACACAGCUUGGCUGGCAAUCAUUAAUAAGAACAGAACCAAGCAGGGUCUACCGCCCGUCUCUGUUGAUACCUUGGAGCUACUCAUGGAUAGAUUGGAAAAGGAAUCCUAUUUUCAGGCUACACAGAAUGGUCAACAGCCAGCGGCAACAGUAGACGAAGAUGCUGUAUGUUGUAUAUGUAUGGACGGUGAAUGCCAGAACACUAAUGUGAUCCUGUUCUGUGAUAUGUGUAACCUGGCUGUCCACCAAGAUUGUUAUGGGGUGCCAUAUAUACCAGAGGGACAAUGGCUGUGCAGACGCUGUCUUCAAUCACCAUCACGACUUGUUAAUUGUGUGCUAUGUCCCAACACUGGAGGAGCAUUCAAGCAGACAGAUCAAGGCACUUGGGCUCACGUCGUUUGCGCGCUCUGGAUACCAGAAGUUCGCUUUGCAAAUACAGUAUUUUUGGAACCUAUUGAUUCAAUAGAGAUGAUUCCGCCUGCUCGUUGGAAGCUUCAGUGUAUGGUUUGCAAGCAGCGUGGUGCGGGUGCUUGUAUACAAUGCCACCGCAGCAACUGUUACAGUGCCUUCCAUGUUACAUGCGCCCAGCAGGCCGGUUUGUAUAUGAAAAUGGAAGCAGCCGGAUCUGGCCGUGAUCCCAGUCAACCAGUUCAAGUGGCCAAAAUGGCAUACUGUGAUGCACACACGCCAGCACAUGUAUUACAGGAGAGAAGAGCUUUGGAAUCGGAAGGUGAAAGUAAAUCUUCAGAUUUGACUUCCAUACGUCAGAAAGGAAGGGACAAGAUAAAACAGGCUCGGAGAGUGUUAGCGUUGAAGCGUACAUGGGCGCCGGUAGUCCUAGUACCAACAUUACCACCUGAACGUGUUGCUGAGAUUGCUCAACUAUCACAUGGAACGCCCGCAGCUAGGGCUCAAUUGAUGAAGAGACUCCUGGCUUACUGGACCCUUAAAAGACACAGCAGAAACGGGGUUCCUCUCCUUAGGAGGCUACAGAGCCUGACCAGCCAUCACGGGAGCCGAGGUAUUCAAGAUGGCACUGUAAAUGUACGAGAACUCUGCAAUCAACUUAAGUAUUGGCAGAGGAUAAGACAAGAUCUUGAGAGGGCAAGAUUGCUGUGUGAGUUGGUACGUAAACGCGAGCGUCUGAAGGCGGAAUACACUCGUGUUUGGGAGCGCUGCGUCUUGCACACGCUGCGCCCUGAACGUGCUAUGCUGAGCAAGAUGCUGCGGAUGAUGAGACACGCUGAUCAUAGUGACGUGUUCACAGAGCCAGUCGACCCGCUUGAGGUUCCAGAUUACAGCACCGUCGUUAAGCAUCCCAUGGAUUUAAGUACCAUGGGUAAGAAAUUGGACAGAGGCAUCUAUAAGACUAUAGAUGACGUAGAAGCAGACUUUCAACUAAUGAUCGACAACUGCCUCACAUAUAAUAAAAAGGAUACGGUAUUUUACAAAGCUGGUGUCAAGAUGAGGGAGCAGUGCACGUCUAUAUUUCGUCAAGCGCGUCGUGACGUCAUAGAGGCAGGUCUACCGUCGCUGGCUGGGGAGGGGGACGCAGAGGAGACUUACACACACGGACGCACACAUGCACAGAAACACACACAGUCAAGGCGCAGGAGUGUUAGGCACACAAGCAGUGACAGCGAUCGUACAGCCGAUACUAGAAGCGAGCGCGGCGUAUCCCUGGCACGUAGCGAACGACGACGGACCAGCGCAUUGAGAGACACCGAUGAUGAUAUUAAUCCGCGCGAGCCGUCACCAGCUAAGAGUAAAGUUAAUCGCAAUUGGUGGCGCGGCCGUGGUCGUGGUAGAGGCAGGAGGGGGCGGAGGGGCCGUGGGAGGGGAGGACACGUGUCGCCUCGACCACCCAGGGAUAAUGAUACUCCGACAACGGAUUCAGAAGCGCCUAUAAUUAAAUCGAAGACUGUUGAGCGAACACAAAAAUUGGUUACGCCGGAAAAGUCACCAACGAAGCAACUGGAAAGUACUGGCCUAGGAUUGCUGGGUGGUUUGAGAAAACCAACUUUGCUUGUGACGCCCUCAAUAACAACCCCGCCGAAGAGUUUUGGUUCUGAUGCCACUCUGCCAACACUAUCAGCCAGCUUGGGACAUACGGAACCCUCGCCCAGGAAGAAGGGUCGCGGUCGUCCACGGAAACAAGAUAAGACCACAGAUCUAUUCAGAGGGGACACAGAAGUGCUAGGAGGAGCCUCGUUCCUUCAAUACCGCGGCCCUCCAGGCGAGGUCGGCUCGGAUAGCGAUUUGGCACUAUCAAGAUCAUCAAGCAGUAGUUCAGCGUGGUCCCAGUCGUGCUCAUCGUGCACUCAUUAUGACGAUGAUAGAUCUGGCGAUGACAGUUCCAGUGAAGGUUCUAGUUACAAUGAAACGUUGGAUUCGUUAGAAAGCCACGGUCCGGAGCCUAGACGUCGCGGCCGUCGGGCUGAUGAAGUCGACCGCACUCAGCCAGCGACACCCGUCAAGGGCCGUGGUACAAGAUCUUCUACAUCCAAGACUCCAGUGAAAGUAACACAAUCAGAUGUUCUGCUUGAGCCAUUGCAAUUAGUAUGGGCAAAGUGCAGAGGCUAUCCUUGGUAUCCCGCACUAAUAAUAGAUCCGAAGAUGCCAAAAGGUUACAUAUACAAUGGAGUUCCAUUACCGGUGCCACCUCAAGAUGUACUGAACCUCAAGAAGAAUUAUGCUCAUGAACCAGUAUUAUAUCUAGUUCUAUUUUUCGACGUUAAACGAACAUGGCAAUGGUUGCCUCCAAAUAAAUUGGAAAUCUUAGGCUUGGAUAAGGAGAUAGAUGAAGCCAAAUUGGUUGAAUCUCGGAAACCGACCGAUAGGAAGGCUGUCAAGAAGGCUUAUGGUGAUGCAAUGCAGUUCCGGAAGCAAGUUGAUGGUGAUAAAUGA